UAAUAAAUAUUCUUUUAUAAAAAUAUAUUUCUGUAUGUUUCUUUUUAUAAAAAUAACUUAUAAAAAAUUAAAGAUAUCUUACGAAAUUUAAGAUUAAAUUUAAAUUAUUAUUAAAUUUUUUAAAUUAUAUUAAAUUAUUAUAUUAAAUUAUAUAUCAAUAUCUUUUUGUAUAGAAUGUUUCAAGAAUAUAUCUAAAAAAAGUAUAAUUUUUAUGUGUCAUCAAGUGUAUCAUUGCAUUUACAAAACUAUUUAGUUAUUUACUUGACUAGAUUUAGUAAAAAAAUAGAUUUUUCUACACUGUGUACUUAUUUAUCCAUUUUUUCGUAUGUUUAUUUAAAUUUAAGAUAUAUUUUAUUUAUAAUCGAUUUAAUAUUUAUAUUCUAUAUUGAAAAAUAUAAUAAAAAUAUAAUUUUAUCACUUAAUUAAUUAUUAAAAAUAACAAAUUGAUUUUGAUUUAAUUAAUAAUAAAUGAUAAACAAUAUAAUUAUGUGAUAACAAUAUGGUUAUGUUGACAAUGAAAACGGUGAAGCAAAUAAAUGUAAAUAAUACAACAUAACCCUCAUGUUAUCCAUUUUCUUUUUUAAAAAUAUUAUUGUAAAAUAAACUUGCAAUAAAUAUCUUUAAUUCUUAUAAGUACUAUGGAUACAAAUACAAAAUUAUGCCAGGGUAAGGAUAUUUUUGAAAGAAUGAAUUAUCUGUACCAGGCAAGUUAUUUAAUGGCUUUGAAAAAUAGAGUAGCAGCAUCAUAUUAUGGAAACAUAAUGGUUGGUUGUGCAAAAAAAUCUGUUUUAAGAAUAGAACCUGAUAUUAAGAGAACAAUUUGUAAAUGUUGUCAAUCUCCCCUUAUACCUGGUGAAACUGCAAAAGUACGAUUAAUAUCAAAACCUAUAAAAAGUGUAAAAUGGACAUGUUUAACAUGUUUAAGUAUUAAAAGAUACCCUACAAAAAAAGGAUAUAAAUUAUGGAUAGAACAACCUAAUUCGAUAGUCCAAAUUUUCAAUUAUGGAUCAAAAUUAUUAGAUAAUAAAUCUAAUAAGAAAGAAAAAAAUAGCUUAGAUAAAGAAGAACAUAUGGAUAUUGAGAAAAAUUAAAUGUACACAGAUUUGAAUAUUUAUUUUCACAUGAUGUGAGAUGUGAUGAAUGUUGAUAUAUGAAUACUUUUUUUUAUCAAUGACUUACAUAAAAUAUGUUACAAUAAAUUUAUAACCAAUAAA
This is a messenger RNA of Apis cerana (Asiatic honeybee), 1214 nucleotides long. RefSeq names its product ribonuclease P protein subunit Rpp21 (gene Rpp21). Lineage: Eukaryota; Metazoa; Arthropoda; Insecta; Hymenoptera; Apidae. The record is from RefSeq and is a predicted model, not a curated record. Gene Ontology annotation, cellular component: nucleolar ribonuclease P complex. Gene Ontology annotation, biological process: tRNA processing.